CUCUGGAAUGAAAAUGAGAUAGCAUACAGAUUCACUAACAGGCGUCGUGAAGCCUUGGAGAAUAUACUUCAGGAAUUUAAUAAAAAGUUUGAUAUAAACUUAACUAAACCUGAUCUGGAAAAGAAACUUUCUCGACUACGCAAAAUAUGUUCAUACGAAAAGAAUCAAAAAAUAGAAUGUAAACAAAGCAAAAGUAUUUAUAAACCAACAUGCCCAUAUUAUAAGCACUUGGCGUUUGCUGAGGUCGAUGUUAAUCCUUUUGAAUGCUCAGUUUGUGGAAAUUUACUUCCUAGUCAAAACCAGUACAAAAUACAUUUAGCAUCCCAUGACGGAUCGCCACCAUAUAAAUGUAUUGUUUGUGGACAUGGAUUUCAGAAGUCAGAUAAUUUAACGGUACAUUUGCGGAGGCAUGCACAAGACUACAGCUACACCUGUGAGGUGUGCAACAGGCCUAUUGCAACCUCAACUGAGUUAAAAGCCCAUAUGCUUAUCCACACUGGCGAAAAACCGUAUGUUUGUGAUAUUUGCGGCAAGAGUUUCAAAAAGCUAUACGAUUUUAAAGAACAUUUGCUACGACAUGAGGAACGCAAAAUUCACAAAUGUACAAUUUGUCCAAAGGCCUUUUAUACUAGAAGAAUGUUUAGGGAACACAAGGCCACUCAUUUGAAGGUGCGGGACAAAAUAUGCAGCGUUUGCAAUAAAGGAUUUACAACUCGGAAACAACUUCGUCAACACAAAGACAUUCAUGAUGCAGCAAAGAAAUUUGUUUGCAAGAUUUGUGGGAAGCGUUUUGCCCAAUCCGCUGGACUAUGUGCACACAUAAAAUCGCAUGGAACAGCAUUAUCUUCUAAGAUUGCUAAUUAUGAAUAAUUUUUUUAUUUAUUUGUGCUUUGUUUUAUAAUUAAAAUCCAUACAUACAAUA
Rhagoletis pomonella (apple maggot) is the source of this 922-nucleotide messenger RNA. RefSeq lists its product as uncharacterized. Lineage: Eukaryota; Metazoa; Arthropoda; Insecta; Diptera; Tephritidae. The record is from RefSeq and is a predicted model, not a curated record.